UAUGGAAGAUAUUAAUUUGUGGUUAGAAUUACAUGAGGAAUCUAUUCAUCUAGAUUUUUGAGCUAUACAUCCAAAACUCAUUAACAUGUUUAAGAAGAUUACAUCAUAACUCUUUUCUUUUUUUCCACCUAACUUCACUUCAAAAUGGUUACUUUUGCUACUGUUCAAGGCCUACAUGGUUCUCUUCUAAGAUCCCAAUUCCUAGGCCAAGAUCUUCACUUUCCUCUCAUAAAAACAUCCAAAAGAAAUCAUAGAAAUCUAACUUGUCAACCACAAACAUGUGCUGAAUUCAACAUACUAAAAAUGAUGGGAGGAAGAGGACUAUGCAAUGGAGAAAUAGGAGUUGAAAAAGAGCUGAAAAGGAAAGUUGAUGUAGAGGAAUCAUCAUCAUCAUCAUCAUCAUCAUCGUUAUCCAAUGAAAAAGUGCAAGAAAACUCAGAAAAGUUGACUGUUGAAAUUCCAGAAGAUGGUUUUGAGAAGGAAAUGAUGGGGCUAACCGGAGGGUUUCCAGGUGGUGAAAAGGGUUUGGUCAAGUUCAUUGAGGAAAAUCCACCUAGAAAAAUUUCUCAAACUUUUAGUAUUGAAGAAAGAAAUAAUCAAAGUGUUGUUGAAGAAUCCAAAACAUCCUAGUUCAAAUCUCUUUUAUGUCCACUUGGAUAAGGUUUCUUUCUGAUGAGUAAUAAUACUCUUUUCUUUUUGUACUAGCAUCUGUGUAUCUAUGAGAAAUCACAAUGAAAAUUAACUAGUGCUAUUAUUAUUAUUAUUA
Messenger RNA from Lathyrus oleraceus (garden pea), 766 nucleotides. Its product is annotated as NAD(P)H-quinone oxidoreductase subunit S, chloroplastic. The record is from RefSeq and is a predicted model, not a curated record. The transcript has a single exon. NCBI's taxonomy places the organism in Eukaryota, Viridiplantae, Streptophyta, Magnoliopsida, Fabales, Fabaceae. Gene Ontology annotation, biological process: photosynthetic electron transport chain. Bases 145 to 630 code for a protein of 161 amino acids.